Molecule: messenger RNA, 1046 nt
Organism: Impatiens glandulifera
Lineage: Eukaryota; Viridiplantae; Streptophyta; Magnoliopsida; Ericales; Balsaminaceae
Product: chlorophyll a-b binding protein 8, chloroplastic
Exons: 3
Coding region: 94-918 (274 amino acids)
Biological process (GO): photosynthesis, light harvesting in photosystem I; response to light stimulus
Cellular component (GO): plastoglobule; chloroplast thylakoid membrane
Source: RefSeq, a predicted model, not a curated record
CUGCUAAUAUUUGACAGAAAAUUCAUCAAAAGAAAGAAACUUUAUAAAUCCAAUAAGAAGAAGAAGAAGAAGAAGGAAGAAAGAGUAGUGACAAUGGCUACUCAGGCUUUGGUCUCUUCAUCCUCCCUCACCUCCUCAGCUGAGGCUGCCCGACAGAUUCUUGGAGCUGCCCGACCCACCCUUUCCUCUUCCAAGAAAGUCUCUUUCAUCGUCCGGGCAACAUCAACUCCCCCGGUCAAGCAAGGAGCAAACAGACAACUAUGGUUUGCUUCAAAACAAUCUCUAACAUACUUGGACGGCAGCUUACCAGGUGAUUUUGGAUUCGACCCACUUGGUCUAUCAGACCCAGAAGGAACAGGAGGAUUCAUCGAGCCAAAAUGGUUAGCCUAUGGAGAAAUCAUCAACGGACGUUUCGCCAUGUUGGGAGCCGCCGGAGCAAUAGCACCGGAAGUAUUCGGGAAACUAGGACUGAUUCCGGCGGAAACUGCCCUGCCAUGGUUCCAAACCGGUGUGAUCCCACCGGCCGGAACUUACAACUAUUGGGCAGAUAAUUAUACUCUGUUUGUGUUGGAAAUGGCUCUUAUGGGAUUUGCAGAACACAGAAGGUUUCAAGAUUGGUAUACCCCUGGAUCGAUGAGUAAGCAAUACUUUUUAGGGUUUGAGAAAUACUUGGGUGGGUCAGGUGAACCGGCGUAUCCGGGUGGGCCUAUUUUUAACCCGCUUGGAUUUGGGAAAGAUGAGAAAUCUUUGAAGGAUUUGAAGUUAAAGGAGGUGAAGAAUGGGAGAUUGGCUAUGUUGGCUAUUUUGGGUUAUUUUGUGCAGGGAUUGGUUACUGGAGUUGGACCUUUCCAGAACCUUCUAGAUCAUUUGGCUGAUCCGGUCAACAACAAUGUAUUGACCAGUCUCAAGUUUCACUAGAACUUUCUAUUACAAAUUUCUAUGUUUAUUUCUCUUUCUCUCUCCCGUUCUUUGUUUCUAUGUAAUGUAUGAAUGAUGAUGAUAUUGUGCAGAGUUAAUUUGAUAAAUACUAAGUUAUGAAUUAUGAA